Entelurus aequoreus (snake pipefish) is the source of this 2046-nucleotide messenger RNA. RefSeq names its product Y+L amino acid transporter 2-like. Lineage: Eukaryota; Metazoa; Chordata; Actinopteri; Syngnathiformes; Syngnathidae. Gene Ontology annotation, cellular component: membrane. Gene Ontology annotation, molecular function: L-amino acid transmembrane transporter activity. Bases 151 to 1680 code for a protein of 509 amino acids. Gene Ontology annotation, biological process: amino acid transmembrane transport. The record is from RefSeq and is a predicted model, not a curated record. The transcript is spliced from 10 exons.
GGGAAAUACACCCGAUGUGGUUGAGCUAAUCCGCAGGGAUUGUGACAUUGGCCGUCUUGUUGUGAGCCCACGGAUGUCUCACGCCCAGAGACUACUUUCCUAAAACGACAAACUCAGGAAUUGAUCUGAAUAAUAAGCAGAGCCAUAAAAAUGGGGGAUCCCUUACGACAGAAGGUGGAGGCCAUGUCCCAGACCAUGUGCCCAAGACGCCGCGUUGCAUCUGAAGAGGACUUGAAGGCCCCACAAGAUGACAAAGUGCAGCUGAAGAGAGAAAUCUCCCUCGUUAACGGCAUCUGUCUCAUCGUGGGCAACAUGAUCGGCUCGGGGAUCUUCGUCUCCCCAAAGGGAGUCUUGAUGCACAGCGCCUCGUAUGGACUCUCCUUGCUCAUCUGGGCCCUCGGAGGCAUCUUCUCGGUGUUUGGGGCCUUGUGUUACGCUGAGCUGGGCACCACCAUCACCAAGUCCGGAGCCAGUUACGCAUACAUCCUGGAGUCCUUUGGCGGCUUUCUGGCCUUCAUCCGCCUGUGGACGUCCAUCCUGCUCAUCGAGCCGGCCAGCCAGGCCAUCAUUUCGCUGACAUUCGCCAACUACCUGGUGGAGGCCUACUACACCACCUGCGAUGCCCCUCCCAACGCCGUGCGCCUCAUAGCUGCAACCUGCCUGUGCAUGCUCAUCUACAUCAACUGUGCCUACGUGAAGUGGGGGACCAUGAUCCAGGACAUCUUCACUUACGCUAAGCUCUCAUCCCUCCUCCUCAUCAUAAUGGUAGGAAUUCUGAAAUUAUUUGGCGGAGAGAGUAAGAGCUUUGAGAGUCCGUUUGAAGGAUCCUCCACUGAUCCCGGGGCCAUAGCCUUGGCCCUCUACUCCGCACUGUUCUCCUAUUCGGGCUGGGACACGCUUAACUUUGUCACGGAGGAGAUUCAGAAUCCAGAGAGGAAUCUACCGCUUGCCAUCGCCAUCUCCAUGCCCAUAGUGACCAUCAUCUACCUGCUGACCAACGUGGCGUACUACGUGGUCCUAGACAUGCCUUCUCUGCUGGCCAGUGAUGCUGUUGCUGUGACUUUCGGGGAUUCAGUUCUGGGACCUUUCAAAUGGAUCAUCCCGGUGUCAGUGGCCAUGUCGUGCUAUGGAGGACUCAACGCUUCCAUCAUUGCUGCUUCACGGUUGUUCUUUGUGGGUGCUCGAGAGGGUCAACUCCCUGACACCCUGAGUCUGAUCCACCUGGAGCGCUGCACGCCCAUCCCUGCACUCCUGUUCAACGGUUUAAUGGGCCUCAUCUUUCUGUGCGUGGAGGAUGUCUUCCUGCUCAUCAACUAUUUCAGCUUCAGCUACUGGCUCUAUGUGGGCCUGUCGGUGGCCGGCCUCAUCUACCUGCGCUUCACCCAGCCAGACCGACCCAGACCUGUCAAGCUGACCCUGUUCUUCCCCUUCGUGUACUGCCUGUGCAGUCUGUUCUUGGUCAUCGUCCCGCUGUACGGAGACACCAUCAACUCGCUCAUAGGCAUUGGCAUCGCCCUCUCAGGGGUGCCCGUUUAUUAUGUGGCGAUCCACCUGCCUGAGGAUAAAAGGCCCAAGUUCUUACGCAUCCUGAAUAUCUUUACGACCAGAACAACCCAGAAACUGCUCUACUGCUGCCUGACCAGCGACCACAAAGCAGGACGAGGUGUUAACAAACAGUAAGGUCAGAAGUUGUCAAGGAGUUGUUGUCCACUUCCUAAAAACCAAGGCCUCCCCGGCCCGUCCACGUGCUGCAUGAUGUUCUGUCUCCUGGAGCGUGACUGGUGCCAGGUCAAGUUUUAAAAAAAAACCUUGAGGUGUCAAAUAACUGGCGAGGAGCAAAACCAGUCUCACAGGAGAUCACUGAGUAUCUUCCAUGAGGAUUUGAAGUAAACUUCCUUGUAGAUAUGGAGCUUGACUUGUGUAAACAUUUUUUUUUUAUGCUGAUACGAACAAAGCAAAGCAUUUUGUGACUCUAUCACUGUUGACCAUUCGUAUGAGGAUACUUUUUUGCACUGUAAACUUGGCUCAAAUAAAAAGUCCAGUUCA